Saccharomyces paradoxus is the source of this 4302-nucleotide messenger RNA. RefSeq names its product DNA-binding transcription factor CAT8 (gene CAT8). The record is from RefSeq and is a predicted model, not a curated record. Gene Ontology annotation, biological process: regulation of DNA-templated transcription; DNA-templated transcription. Gene Ontology annotation, molecular function: zinc ion binding; DNA binding; DNA-binding transcription factor activity, RNA polymerase II-specific. Bases 1 to 4302 code for a protein of 1433 amino acids. The transcript has a single exon. NCBI's taxonomy places the organism in Eukaryota, Fungi, Ascomycota, Saccharomycetes, Saccharomycetales, Saccharomycetaceae.
AUGGCAAAUAACAACUCUGGUCGACAAGGUUUGGAACCCAGAGUUAUUAGGACUCUGGGUUCGCAAGCGCUCAGCGGUCCCAGCAUAUCUAAUAGAACUCUAAGUUCAGAGGCAAACCCCCAUUUUUCCGAAAAUGUAAAGGAAGCAAUGAUUAAGACGACUUCUCCGACACCCUUAUCUACUCCUAUUUAUAGGAUAGCUCAAGCUUGUGACAGGUGUCGAUCUAAGAAGACCAGAUGCGAUGGUAAAAGGCCACAGUGUUCGCAGUGUGCUGCGGUCGGAUUUGAAUGUAGAAUAAGCGACAAGUUACUGAGGAAGGCGUAUCCAAAAGGUUACACAGAAAGCUUGGAAGAAAGAGUACGCGAACUAGAGGCAGAGAAUAAGCGUUUACUGGCUUUGUGUGAUAUCAAAGAGCAGCAAAUAAGCCUUGUUUCACAAUCACGGCCACCAACAUCAAUAGAUAAUACGGUCAGAGGCAAUUUCAAACAGGAUUUGAAGGACGCGCCUUUGAAUUUGUCUUCUACGAACAUCUAUUUAUUAAAUCAAACGGUUAAUAAGCAGCUGCAAAAUGGCAAAGUCGAUAGUGACAAUAGUACUUCAGCAAUGAGUUCAUUAGAAGCACCACCUCCGCUGCCACACAAAGACCAUCUUUGUGAUGGCGUUUCAUGUACAAAUCAUUUACACGUUAAGCCCACUUCCACGAGCUUAAACGAUCCAACCGCCAUAUCGUUUGAACAGGAUGAGGCUCCCGGUCUUCCUGCGGUAAAGGCACUAAAAUCGAUGACGACUCACCAACGUAGCACUCAAUUGGCAACUCUAGUUUCUUUAUCCAUUCCAAGAUCCACUGAAGAAAUCCUGUUUAUCCCUCAGCUUUUAACCAGGAUAAGGCAAAUAUUUGGUUUCAACUCAAAGCAGUGUUUGUAUACGGUUUCACUGUUAUCUUCAUUGAAGAAUAGGUUGCCGGCUCCACGACUUCUGUUACCUUCGACUUCAAACACGUUAAAGGAGAAGGACGAAGGUAAGAAACCUAAUGAUGAUCCGGCUUUUUUGAAAACGUUUCAAACCACCAACCUCUCCGAUUUUGUUGACUUGAAAAGGUUUUUGAUUGCUUUAAAAUUUAACGUAAACUCCUUUUCAAAGCAAUCAGAAAAGCUGGCUAACGAUUACGAUAAUGAACUACUUUCCCUCACUGAAAUCAAAGAGCUUUUACACCUUUUUUUCAAAUUUUGGUCUAAUCAGGUACCAAUCCUAAACAAUGACCAUUUCUUACUAUAUCUUAAUAAUUUUGUUGAAGUCGUAAGGGAUUUAUCUUUAGAAAAUUCGAAGACCAGUAACACUACCAAAAGUACCGUCAUCACCAAUCAUGAGAUAUUCGCCUUAAAGGUUGUAAUUAUGUUACAAAUGGGGUUGCUAAUUAAGAUUAAAAUGGAAAAAAUAAAAUACACCGUACCGAAGAAUCCGAAGGCUAAAUAUGCUAGAUUAAUGGCAUAUUAUCACCAGCUUUCCCUAAUAAUUCCGAAAAAUCCUUAUUUUUUAAAUAUGUCCACAACAUCAUUACCAUCUUUACAAUUGUUAUCUUUGGCAUCCUUUUAUUAUCUAAAUGUGGGUGAUAUCUCGGCAAUUUAUGGGGUAAGAGGUCGUAUUGUUUCUAUGGCACAACAAUUGAGGCUUCACAGAUGUCCUAGUGCCGUAUUGAGUGUACACUCUAACCCAGUUCUACAAAAAUUCGAACAAAGUGAGAGAAGAUUACUGUUUUGGGCCAUUUAUUACAUUGACGUUUUUGCCUCAUUGCAACUUGGUGUUCCCCGUUUACUCAAAGAUUUUGAUAUCGAAUGUGCAUUACCAAUCUCUGAUGUUGAAUAUAAGGAUCAGUUAUCCAUGGAAAAUGAAAAAAAGAACAAAAAAGCUAAAAAGAUUCAACUACAAGGUCAAGUUUCAAGCUUUUCGUUGCAGAUAAUCAGAUUUGCUAAAAUAUUGGGUAACAUUCUAGACUCAAUUUUCAAGAGAGGUAUGAUGGAUGAACGUAUAACUUCUGAAGUAGCAUUAGUACAUGAAAACGCGCUGGAUAACUGGAGAAACCAACUGCCGGAAAUGUACUACUUUCAAAUAACUGUAAACGGAACCGUGAAUUUAGACGAGGUAAGAGCAAAUAAUCAGAGAAAUACUGAAACGACAUUUGAGAAGAAAGACAUCAUACUAUUUGAAAAGAAGAUUUUAUUACUGUUCUAUUUUUUGGCCAAAUCUAUGAUACAUUUACCAGUUAUUGCAACCAAGCCUCUGCCUAAAAACGUUGAUAAUGUAACAAAAAAGAAGCAGUCUAUGUUCAACAACGACUCUAAAGGUGCAACCGACCAGGACCACAUGAUAGUAGAUGUUGACAUGACGUCUCCUGCCAUAAGGACGUCAUCCUCAUAUAUCAUUUUACAGCAAGCUACCAAUGCAACGCUUACAAUUUUCCAAACUAUCAAUUCGAUGUAUUUGCCAUUGCCUUUGAAUGUAUCAAGAACGUUAAUCAGGUUUUCUUUGCUAUGUGCCAGAGGUUCUUUGGAAUAUACCAAAGGCGGUGCUUUGUUCUUAGAUAAUAAAAAUCUCCUUCUCGACACCAUCAAAGACAUCGAAAACGAUAGGCUUCUGGAUUUGCCUGGAAUUGCCUCUUGGCACACAUUAAAACUAUUUGAUAUGACCAUUAACCUAUUGUUGAAAGCACCUAAUGUAAAAGUUGAAAGACUGGACAAAUUCCUGGAAAAGAAAUUGAAUUACUACAACAGAUUGAUGGGGUUACCGCCUGCCACGACUACAUCAUUAAAACCACUUUUUGGCUCUCAAUCGAAGAACAGCGCAGAAAAUAGAUCAAGUAAAUCUAUUGUCAAAAGGGAAAAUCCAGAACACGAGUAUCUUUAUGGAAACGGCGGUAGUAAUGACGAUAAUCCUGAAUCGGAUCAGUCACCAAUGACAAAUGCAAGCAACGGUAAUAAGAGAUUAAAAUAUGAAAACGACACGAAACGAAAUGUAGACAAUGACAGUAUAGUCAAAGGCCAGAAUGCAUCAAGUCUCCAGAAUGAUAAUAAGAAAAACGUGUCGACCAGCAAUCUGUUUCCAUUCUCAUUUAGUAAUACCGACCUCACUGCAUUGUUUACCCAUCCUGAAGGACCAAAUUGUACGAAUAGUCAUAACAACAACGUGGAUGAGAGUAAUAGAGCUUUGACGGGUACCGCAGAUGCCAAUAUUGGGAACCUAAGUUUUUUAAAUAUGGCACCAUUCUUGCAGGCUGGUAACUCGAAUACAGGUCAAAAUGCGGUUGAUAAUAAGCUUAUGCAUAUGGAUGCGAUAUUCAGCCUGCCAAGUAAUUUAGAUCUCAUAAAGGAUAAUGUGGACCCUAAACCAGAACGGUUAGAACCAGUGGUUAACCAAAACCCUGGGCGUUUAGAAAACAGUCAAUUGCAGCAGAAAGAUAAAGGUACGAAUAUGGAAAAGAAUAAUUUAGGUUUCAGCAGCAAGAGUAACUAUAGCUUGACAAAGCUAAUGAGAUUGCUGAACAACGACAAUUCCUUCUCCAACAUUAGUAUCAACAACUUUCUGUAUCAGAAUGAUCAGAGCUCUACAUCACGGGAUCCAGGAUCAAAUAAAAAAGCCGCUACAAACACUGGCUCCAAUUUUAAACCACCUUCAACUGCUAGUAAUACCAGCCAAAGCAGCAUCCUUGGAAGCACGAAGCAUGGAAUGGACAACUGUGAUUUUAACGAUUUGGGGAACUUCAACAAUUUUAUGACAAAUGUCAAUUAUUCUGGGGUGGACUAUGACUACAUAGUAGACGCAUCACUUGGGUUAGCUCCUUUAUUGGUGGAUACGCCCGAUAUUUCAAAUACUAACACGACAUCUACUACAUCAAAUCGAAGUAAAAACAGUAUCAUCUUGGAUACAACGUUUAAUGAUGACUCGGAUCGAUCGCACAUGAAUGCCAGAGAAGUAUUGAACCCCACCGACUCAAUUUUGAGUCAAGGAAUAAUAUCCUCUAUAGGUACUAGAACUACCAGUAAUCAAAGAUCCCUAUCAUCAGGCAAUAAUUCAAAAGGUGACAGUAACUCCCAAGAGAACCCAGACAGUACAAACGGUCAUCAGCUGGAUACACCUUCUACACUGUUUCAAAUGAGAAGGACUUCCUCAGGGCCUUCAGCGUCCCACCGCGGUCCAAGACGCCCUCAGAAAAAUCGUUACAAUACAGAUAGAUCAAAAAGUUCUAGUGGUGGAAGCUCCAACACCAAUAAUAUACCUGAUUUGUUCCAAUGGCAAAACGCCAAAUAA